Phyllopteryx taeniolatus (common seadragon) is the source of this 5298-nucleotide messenger RNA. Its product is annotated as transmembrane protein 163a-like. Gene Ontology annotation, molecular function: zinc ion binding; monoatomic cation transmembrane transporter activity. The transcript has 8 exons. Gene Ontology annotation, biological process: monoatomic cation transport; transmembrane transport. The coding region runs from base 370 to 1251 and encodes 293 amino acids. Lineage: Eukaryota; Metazoa; Chordata; Actinopteri; Syngnathiformes; Syngnathidae. The record is from RefSeq and is a predicted model, not a curated record. Gene Ontology annotation, cellular component: synaptic vesicle membrane.
CUGCAUCUAACCUCAAACUGUCUCCCUCCAGCUUGCUUACAUCGCACUUGGCUGCUUGUGUUCACGCCGCUCUUUAGUCUGCAGGUCACAAAAUGCUCACCUGCCCAUUGGGGGAAAAAAACAAAACAAUCUUUUUAUGUAUUUUUCUAUGUAUUUAUGAAUCUCACAUUACAUCGUCGUGUCUAAGCAACCUCCCUCCCUCGCUCCCCUCCUCCUCCGCCCCACUACGCAAUCGAGCCGGCACUGCUUGGUGUCGUUAUAACCUCGCGCUUGGAUGUCUGCUGCGCUCUUCAUCGUCCAUCCUCCUCAUCCUCGUCGUCUCCGCCGCCGCGCCACUCUGAACCCACAACGGAACUCAAAGCGAGAGAAAUGACAGACCCGGUGACCAGAGAGUUCUACCCAGUCCCGGAGUUAACCAUAGUGGAUCCGUCUCCAGGCACGGUGCGGAACGGCCAGUGCGCCCCGGAUGGCUUCGGCAACAACCGCAACAACCAGCAGCAGCAGCACGUCAGAAGCCCCGUCCGACAUGAGCCUCUCACCACCGGCCAGGAGAUGAAAAUCGCAGACAGUGUGGAGGGAGAAGGUCUCCUUGAGAGCAGCCUGCGUCUGAAGCCUCAUGAGGCUCAGAACUAUAGGAAGAAGGCUCUCUGGGUCUCAUGGAUCUCCAUCGUGGUCACCCUCAUACUGGCCGUGACAGCUUUCACUGUCUCGUUCAUGAGGCACAGCGCAUCGGCCUUCGGAUUUGCCUUUGAUGCCACCUUGGAUGUUCUCUCAUCAAUCAUUGUACUCUGGCGCUACAGCAAUGCGGCCGCUGUGCAUUCAGCACACCGAGAAUACAUAGCUUGUGUGGUCCUGGGAAUUGUGUUUGUGCUCUGCUCCCUGUGCAUUCUUGGAAAGGCAAUUCAUAAUCUGGUUUCAAGGAUGCCCCCAGAAGUGGAUGACUUCCUCUUCAGUGUGUCCAUUGUGAGUGGAUUUGUGUGCACUGUGCUGGCUGUUGCCAAGUUCAUGCUGGGCAAAGUGCUCACGAGCCGCGCACUCAUCACAGAUGGCUUUAACUCUCUGGUUGGUGGUUUCCUGGGAUUUACCAUUCUUAUCAGUGCCCAAGUGUUCAAGGACCACCCUGAUGUCUGGUUCUUGGAUGGCUUGAUUGGAUUUCUCAUUGGACUCAUCAUUUUGGCAUACGGGGUCAAGCUUCUAAUGGAUAUGGUGCCCCGUGUGAGGCAAACAAGAAACUACGAACGCUUUGAGUGAGGUUCUCAAACUGACUGUUUGUCCCCCUGCUAUCAACUCGCUCCUUAUGUGCUAAAAGUAGUGAUUGGACAUUUGAAUUUUGGGCGCUACGUACAUCACUGUAAUAAGCAUACCCUCAUCCAUCCAUCCAUUUUCUUUACCGCUUAUCCUCACUCGGGUCGCGGGCCUCAUAGAGUCUAUAUUCUGCAUUCAUGCAUUCUCAUGUUUCCCUUCCCAUACAUCAGACAGACACACUCAUUAAGAUAACUUUUUCUAUUGUUAAGCCUCCCCACAUUUCAUGAAGACUGGUUAAAUGAGAAGAUGGAGGGAUGGAAACUGAAUGAGUUCAACAGGCUGUGUCAUCAAACCAUCAAAUCAGGAGGCACACAUAAGACCUUGAUAGACGUCUUUUUUUUAAUCAUACACAAGCGGUUCAGACAAAGUGUAUAAAUUAUGAGUCAAUGUGAUGUGCUAUGUGAUGUAUCAAAAAAAAAAAAGCAAACAUCAUAUUUGCGCAGUUGAGGUUCAGUAGCCAACACUGAGUAGUCACUCUUCGAAGAAAUUAGCGCCUCCUUUAAGGUAUUCACAUUUUGAUAUCAGUGACUCUCAUGUAUUUAUUUAUUUAUUUAAUCAUUUGCCAUAUUUCAAUCUGUUUGCAAUGGAUGGGUCAAUGUAUUUUUUUUUCAACAAAAACAUGAACUGUCACCUUUUAACGGGGUAAGUGAAAAGUGAUUAAAAGAAGUAUAAUAAAACCAAAGUUUGUAAAAGGGUUUUUCAGCUAUAUAGAGAAACGUAUCGAGGCAAACAUUCUAAUCAAAUAUUUUUUUUUAAAUCAGGAGUUGGACUACACUAGCUGUAGCUGCGAAGGGUGGGGGUACAUGUGUCUAUAUAACUAGUUCUAUAUAGUAUUCAUGCUGUUUUGUUUGUAACAUUCUCUCAGGUUUUGAUUUUCUAUGUGAAGGCACUGAACUCUGAAGUGACCCCUGUGCCAUAAUCUUGGCAUCAUGGGCUCGAAAUACCUAAAUCUUGUAUUUAUCUGUUUAUUGUUGUUUGUGUCAUGUUUGAACAGUCAUUCAUGAAUGUUGACUAUUGUAACCUAAAGUGGGGUACACACAUACCGAUUUUUAACAUAUUCAUCGAUUUUCAAAAUGUGAGAGACCCCAGAAAGUGUGUUCUUACUAGGGGCCGUACAGACUAGCCGACUUUACUACUCAACAAUGAUAUUUAGAGCAUGAUGUCAACUAGGUUUUGGCUUGAGGAGGCAGAGCUGCUAGCUGCAACAGAUGAAUGUGCUGAACUUAAUUGGAGGAGGGAAAUCACUCCAAACUCAUCCCAGACCACAGAAAAAUCAAUUGCUCAGGAUAAUCUUUCAGAGACAUCCAAUACAAGGGCCUUUGCUCACUUUGAUCGUAAGGGAGGGAAAAUGCUGAAAAUCGGCCCCAUUAUGUGUGUACCUGGCUUUAGAAGAGACUGCACAAUGGCUGAGUGUCUACGUAGAUUCUCAGUCAUCCAGGUCAUGGUCGAGUCAAGGUUGAUUCCAGUUGCAUCGCCUCGACCUUUGUGGCUCACUACGGUUUACAAAGAUGAAGCACCAAGUGGAAAAGGUACAAAUUUGCAAAUACAGUACACAUAAUAUGUAUUUGCUCACCAGCACAUGAGACAUUUGUAGUGCAUGUUUUCAUGUCGCAAUGAACAGAAUGUAAACACCCACCACACAAUCUGUCAAUAAGUUAAACUUACAUAUGGUUCCGUUAGUUGAAAAAGUCACAAAUAGAUAUGUAGGUAAACAGCAAAAAUUUUGGAUUAAGAAGCUUCAUUUGAAAAUGUUAACAUGUUUACUUUAUAGUGCAUAUAUUCUGUAAAUAUUUUUACAUAUUAGUGAUGAAAUAAAAUUACACAUUUUACGGUCAGAUUUUGCACUGUAGGCUGUUGUCAUCCAACAACAGUGCCGGUUUCUGGCAUGUGCAUUAUGUGCGGCCACACAGGGCAGCAUUGCUGGGGGGCAGCAACACACCCCAAAUCAAUUUUAAGAAAAUGCUACAAGAAAUGGGUUUCUAUUGUGAAGGUAAUGGCACCACAAGUCAAUCAUUAGCGUUUGUAUGGGGAAUUUGCGCCCCCUUGUGAAAUCGCCCUCUGCAAGUACAGUUCCAUUCCAGUGUGUGUGUGCGCGCGCGUUGCUGGUUGAGUGGAGAUCAAGCUGGUACUGCUGUCUGACAAGGUUGUUGUUUUACAAACAUGCUGAUUACUAUCAGUUUGUAUUUACUGAUCUUUGGAAACGUCUGGGUAUGACCUCAGAGAUGCUGUACAUGUAAAUACUUUGUACUGAAUAUUCUGACAAUGUGGAUAGUGUCCGUUUUGUGUAAUAGACAUCCUCAUGGAGGAUAUGCAUUGUUCAUAGAUGAUGUGACAUGUGAAGACAGAUACCCAGAGUUCACAAAUGAUGACCCAUGUAUUUGCAGUAUUGGAAGUGAGCUUUGUAGCCAUGUGGAUCUUCAAUACUUGUGAGCUCCCUUCUUGUUAGAAACCACAUGGCAACAAUUUUAAUCUGUACAGGUAUACAAUGUACAGGGAGUCCUCGGUUUACGACAUUUAGAGGGUUAUGAACACGCACAGUUGCCACCGUACCUUUGAAUUCUUUUUUUUUUUUUUUUGUAUAUUCAGAGUUUUUGGUACAACUAUUUACUGGAAUUAUGACUUUACAACUGCGUUAGUGUAGGUUAGUGCACUGUUUUCCCAACCUUCAUACCACCAACUUAAAUGCCACAGAAGGUGUAUCAAGUGAAAUAAUGACAAUCUUGUCUCAAUUUACUCACAACAUUUAGUAUGAAAUGUGGGCCUGUUUAGUUGAACACAAAUCUAUUAUUCUGUUGUAUUAAUGGCAACAGGUGUAUACACAGGUGAAUUUUGGAACUUUUGAAAUCUAGUGUAAGAGAAUUAAAUUGUUCUGCCUGUCACUAUACAUCACUGGCAUGAAUAAAUGAUCCAAAAUGCACUAUUUGUAUUAAAUAAAUAAUAUUUUUUGGACUGAUUAAGUGUAAUUGGAUAAUAAAAAAGCUCAAUGGAAUGGAAAUCUUUCAUAAAUCGAGGACCUAUUCUAUAGUACAAGUUACUGAGUUACAGCGUUAUACUUUUUCUCUGACAGGGUCUACCUUGCACGUCAGUUUUCACAAAUUACAUUGCCAUAUCGGUAAAGUAUAAAAAAUACUGUGGUGUGGUCUCCUGUGCCAAUAACAGGAAUACAAUAAAUGAACCAACUCAUGUGUUGUCAGCUCACCAAAAGCACAAUGAUUCCACUCCUCCCUCUCUCUGAAGUAUUAGUAACAAUCAUUAGAAAGCAUAUUUUUAAGCACACUGUUGCAUAUUGUGAGGCACAGACCAAGCAUAUAGAAUCAUCAGGGUUCAUUAAAGUUGUUUGUUUACCUCUUAUGGUUUGGGUCUAGACUUUGCAUAGACCUUUCUACCUCUCUUCUUUACCUGCUUUAGGACUCGAAAGGUUUUUUCAUUUUCAAGUCCUUUUGUACCCACUUCACACUCCUGAAUUCACUUACUGUACCUUCUAAUGCUGCCAUGAUGCUCUUUCAUUCCUAAAGUAUCUUUGUGAAGCUUUGAAGUCAAUCUCACGAGCUGAAUUUCAAUUUAAAGCACAUUAAUGAAUUUGUUCGCUUUUCUGCUGCUUAGUGUAAAGGCUGAAGUGAGUUUAUUAGAAGAUGAACACAGAUCUCAAUCAUUACAGUUCACAUCUUUCACUGUAGUUGUACUGAUGAAUUAUCAUACCAAAUCGUUGCCGUUACAUGAUUGUUCAAUUCUAACAGCAGUGAUACUCUUCACUCUUUCGAUGCUUUGCAUGGACUUAAUCCAAUGUAGUCUCUAUAAGUAGUUUGAAAUGCAUUGCACACACACACACGCACACACGAUCAAUAUGUAUGUUGCCAUGUUUGUACAGUAAUAAGGUCUGUGAUAUUACCUAUAAUGUAUACACCAUUUAUUGUAUUUAUAUAUAAAAAAACAAAAAGUAUUUGUUUAAAAAAAAGUUUCAAUGAUUAAUAAAGAUUAUGCCAGUUUGUCCCU